Molecule: messenger RNA, 492 nt
Organism: Didymodactylos carnosus
Lineage: Eukaryota; Metazoa; Rotifera; Eurotatoria; Philodinida; Philodinidae
Source: the annotation of a GenBank genome assembly
AUGACAGCCUUUGUCAAUUCAAUGUUGGAUCAGUCGUCCGUAGGUUUAUCCUAUUCAAUUGAUACGUUGAUGGAUGCUAUUUGCAUUUGUUUUGUUGCCUGGCAUCUAAGAGCACAAACACGAGACGAUUUAAAACGUCGAGAUUAUCUCGUCUGUUGUGUAAUUGGUGCUCUAUUUAUUGGUUCAUUUUUGGCUAUUGAAAGUCGGGCAAUUCAAAGUAUGAUCGUGCCUCAAGAACCAAGUGGAGAUUGUAAGCACGCGUAUUUUGAUGAUUUAAUUCAAGUAAUGAUGGCAUUAUUUUUAUUUGUUAUUGGAUGGAAACUAAUUAUUGAAGGUAUAGGUUAUAUGAACACAACAUACGCUGAGACAAUAGCUAGAGAGCGACCAAAUUAUGAACCAAACACUUGCCUAUUACCAAAUAGAGAUCAUGCAGACAUUCAACAACCGCCAACAACAAGUAUAGACAAUAGUAAUGCUACUCAAACUGUUUGA